Messenger RNA from Brugia malayi, 3366 nucleotides. RefSeq lists its product as uncharacterized. Bases 1 to 3366 code for a protein of 1121 amino acids. NCBI's taxonomy places the organism in Eukaryota, Metazoa, Nematoda, Chromadorea, Rhabditida, Onchocercidae. The transcript is spliced from 18 exons. The record is from RefSeq and is a predicted model, not a curated record. Gene Ontology annotation, biological process: protein dephosphorylation. Gene Ontology annotation, molecular function: protein tyrosine phosphatase activity.
AUGUUACAAAUUAAAUUUGUUGUUGAUUUUGGAUGGGAACAGAUCAAAGAUAUGCAAGCAAUGAAACGACAUUUAAAUGUUCGACUUCAUGAUGGAACAUUAAUUCAAUUUACUAUGGAAGAUGUAGAAAUGGCACGUUAUGUAGCAAUGGUAAUGAUGUGGCAAUUUCGUUAUGCGACAAAUAAAGCAAUCAUUGAAAAAAAUAGUCCAAUGAAUAUCAAUAAUUUGCAAGGAAGUAUUCGAACAUUCAAUUUAAUGAGAUCAUCAAAUGCUGAGCUUAAUACAACUCGUCUAAAUGGACCAGAUUAUGCAUCAUUAGUUUAUACAAUGAUGCCUGAACCAACGUAUUGCUCCUCUACCCAACGUUUACCGUCAACGAAAAGAUCGCAGCGUACGUCACUUUUACAGGCUACGUCAAUGUAUAAUUUAUCAACGUAUACUGAUUCCAAUGACACGCAAACGCAACCAGCAAAGCGUUCACCAUUAACUUCAUUAUUACAGUAUAAUAAAGCAAAAAAUGGUAUUGCUGAUAUAUUAUUAUCAAAUGAUCAAACAAACAUUGAAAUUGAAAAUGUUUCCCGAAAUGUACUAUCAAAAUCAACUGCAGCAUUAAAUUUUAUGAAUGAUGAAGAAUGUACUUCACCAUCAGAUGUUUUAUAUUGCUCAACACCCUUUCUGCUACAAAAUAAUGCAAAGGAUGCUUCAUCACCGGAAGAUAAUCACCGGAAUAUGAUUCCUUCUGUUGCUGAAGAUGAUGCUCAAAAAUUUGAAUUUCAUAGUUUUGCUGCUUUAGGAAAACGUCAUUUAACUGAUACGAUGACUGGUUCCUCACCGGAAAUCCGCAUGAUUGGCGGCGGAACGCAUACAUUAGGUCGAAGCGCUGCGGCAUUAGUGCAUAAGCAUUCAUUGCUUGCAAAUGGAUCACAAAAGACAUCUCCGGCUCAUGCACUUAGCAGUCCGGAUCUAUUGAGUACUUGUCAUUCAUCACCUGAUCUUAUCACUUCCGUAUUAGACCGAUAUCGAUUAGCUGUAGCUGAAGCAGAAUUACGAGCCGCUGCUGUUGUUUCACAAAAGUCAUCGAAAUUACAACACCUGAAUGGUACCAUUCAAACUGGCAGACAUUGGCAAACAGUAAAAGGUUGUAGAACUUAUAUAUUACCAUCAUCACAAUCAACAAUUGUUAAAUCACAGCAGAAUAUGAAUGACGAAUCACAAAGAAAGAAUGGUGACAAUAGUAAGAUAGCGACACAUACGACAAGAUUUAUGAUGAUGGAUGGUGGUACUAAGAAAGAUUUUAAUGAACAGAUAACAAAAGAUGUUUUGAGGAAAAAAUUAUGCAAGAAAUCAUCACCAAUGAUAACAACAACAUCAUCAUCAACAUCAUCAUCAUCACAAGCAACAUUUUUUCAUCAUCAUCAACAUCAAAAUCAUCAUAAUCAUCCAACAACAUCAAAAAUUAAAGGUCAAACUCAUCCAAUUUCAUAUUUAGCUCAAGCUGGACACAUCUAUUAUCCACCAUCAUCAUCAUUUAUGCAAAUUCAUGACAUUUAUCGACAGCAAAAUGGUAAAACAAAUAAUUUUGGUAGUCCAAAUGAGACAAAUUUAGGCGUAACACACGCUAACAAUGCUAUGAAAUUAUCACAAGCAUUUUUGACGCAUCAACGUUACGAGAUUAUUGAGGAAGAUCGAACGCCACAAACAUUCGUACGUCGAACUCAUGAAUUUCGCACACCCAUAACUGCUGCUGCUGCUGCUGCUGUUAAUGAUGAUGAUGGUACAAAAGCGCUUCCAAUUCAAAAUGCGCCUCUUAUCGUAUCAUCAUCACGAAGUAUUUCAUCUCCUGAUGUUUUCAACAAUCGUACCAAAAAUUCAAUCACCAAACAAUUAAGUGCUUCAUCGAUUGAUUCCACACAAUCUAUUGCUAUUCGAUCAGUUACUGCAUUAGAACAUUUCUCGAGCGGAAAUGAUUCCGAGAAUAUCUCAUCACAAAUUAUGCCAAAUGAAUCAUCGGAAUGUACAGUUUGCGAUAAAGCAACAAAUAUCUGUGAAGCGGAUUUUGUUCAAAAUGAAGAAUUGUUAGCUAAUCGUGAAGUUAGCUCGACUGAAUCGGUCAGAGAGAUGUCACAACGGUUUUCUUCACGACAUAUAAUGGUCAACAGUGCAUUGCAACAUCGUAUUACAAAUACUCAUGGACAUUUUACCAAUUUGAUUGGUGAUCAAUUAUCAAUCAAUGAUCAAUUAUCAAUCCCAACAAACGACCAAACACUGAAAAGACUUCUAACAAAAUUAGCAGCUGAUGAUGCUUUAGAUGAAGAAUUCGCAGUGAUUCCGAAUAAACGUAUGUCUGCCGGUGUAUCAACAAGUCAAAGACCGGAAAAUAUGAAACGGAACCGUACACGAUCGAUAGUGCCAUACGAAGAUACACGAAUUAUGUUACAUUCAAAACAAUCGAAUCCAACAGGCUACAUUAAUGCCUCAAACAUUCAGAUUCCAAUUGGCAAUCGAAUUUUGAAAUAUAUAUUGGCGCAGGCUCCACUUCCGGAUACCAUUGAAGAUUUCUGGCAAAUGAUUUGGGAAUCCGGUUCACAGCUCAUUGUCAUGCUUUGCAGUGCUCAAGAUUGUAAAGGUACCACAACACCCAUUUAUUGGCCAACAAAAGUAAUGAGCAAACUAAGAUUAUCAGAUCACUCAGUGACGCUACUUUCGAGUACGUCAAGCAAACAUCAGGUGACAAUGAUGUUUCAAUUGAAACAAAAUUCGAAUGGAGAACGACGAACCAUUUAUCAUCUCAGAUUGAUGGAUUGGGAAAGUGGUGGAAUACCACCGAGUGAGGAAUCUUUCUUAGGAUUUAUGGAUGCUGUCAAUAGUGUUCGACGACAUUUGGAAAAUGAAAAGUUAAAGGAAGUGGAUUUUGGAGCAAUAUCAGGAUCUAAAAAUAAUCGAAACAAUUGUCAUAUAAAUUUAACGCAUUCAACAAAUCGAAAUACAACACAAUCGACUGAUCUCGGUUAUUAUAACUGGUGUAAAAAAGGAUUGCAUGUUGUUAAUUAUGCAUUGCAUCAUUCACCUUCCAGCUAUUCGAAUGCUCUAUCAUCGGCAUUUUCAUCUAGCAGAAGAAAUGACGUAAUGGUAGAUGCAGUUGUACCACCAACCGUAAUACAUUGCCUGACAGGUGCUCAUGAAUCUGGUGUUUAUUUGCUUGUGGAAUUGAUGAUUCACUGUAUUGAGCAUAACAUGUAUGUGGAUAUUAGCAAAACAUUGGCAUUGUUACGACAGCAGAGAAUGUGUCUCGUAAAAAAUGUGGAACAAUAUCGCUUUGUAUAUUCUGCACUGAUCAUUUAUUUGCAAAAGUCACGGCUCAUUUAA